Molecule: messenger RNA, 2205 nt
Organism: Chlorella variabilis
Lineage: Eukaryota; Viridiplantae; Chlorophyta; Trebouxiophyceae; Chlorellales; Chlorellaceae
Exons: 13
Coding region: 1-2205 (734 amino acids)
Biological process (GO): transmembrane transport
Source: RefSeq, a predicted model, not a curated record
AUGUCGAGGCUAUCAGGGGCGGUCUGCCAUCAACGAGCGCUGCCCGCCAGGCAUCUAACAGUCCGAGCGGCGGCCCCUCGGCUGCCGAGCCCCGCGGCAGCCACCCCGCCAUGCUGCUGGCGCCCAGCCUGGCCUCAGCAUUGUAGGCACGCGGCGCCCCAGCGCAGGAGACAAGCGCCACAGCGACGGGUGGCCACCUGCAGCAGCAGCAGCCUACCACACCUGGCGGGCUACCAGGCGGGCGGCGGCAGCGGCGCCAGCCGCACCACCUACACCAACAGCGGCAGCCCGGAGAGGACGCUCAGCGAUGUGAUACACUGGACGAUAAACCUGCCCUGGCAGAAGGCCUUCUCCUGGUUUGUGGUGGCCGUGAUGGCCAGCCAGCUGCGCGACUUCUUCGGGAUCACCAUGGGGACCUUCAUCGUGUCCUUUGUGGGCAACGGCUUCGACCGCCGCCGCUUCCUGGUCAUCGCCUACUACACCGCCAUCGUCUCCCUCUUCACCCUCUUUGGCGUGCUCAUCAUCCCCGACGUCGUGCGCGAGGGCGCCGACUUUGUGAGCCGGCUGCAGACGGAGAACCUGUGGGUGGUGGUGCUGGAGAAGAUGCGCAAGGGGCUGGGCGAGGGUGUGAUGGACAGCCUUGAGCGCUUCCUGCUCAUCGCCUCCAGCGACGACGUCACCCGCGCCAUCGACUUUGCCACGCUGGACACGAUCGCGGGCAACGCGCGCACGCAGUACCUGGGCAUGGCGCUGCAGAAUGUACUGCGGCAGUACACCAACGCCGCCGCCUCCAUCGUCUCCGACCUCCUCUCAUUCACCACCAAAGCAUUUUGUAAUCUGAGCAACUGGCGCGGCGCGGGGGCGCGUUGCCCCCGGGGGCUGCGCCCGCUGGGUACGACCCCGGAUGCGGCGGCGCCCGCUGUCGGCAUCUCCCUCAUCCUCUCCUUCAUGGUGGUGUGGGACCUACCCACCAUCCAGCGCGGCGUGCAGAGCCUGCGCACCUCACGCGUCGCCCCCAUUUACAACACCGUCGCGCCCAGCCUGGAGAUCUUCGCCACGCUGUUUGGCAAGGCGCUGCAGGCGCAGGCGCGCAUCGCCGCCGUCAACACCAUACUCACCUGCCUGGGCAUGUGGGCGCUGCAGCUGCCGGGCGUGGGCCUGCUGUCGCUCUUUGUCUUUGUCUGCGGCUUCAUCCCCAUUGCCGGAGUCAUCAUCUCCACGGUGCCCAUCGGCUUUGUGGCCCUCACCGAGUAUGGGUUCACAAAGCUGGCGCUGGUGCUGCUGAUGAUCACGGGUGUGCACUUUGUGGAGGCCUACGGCCUCAACCCCGCCAUCUACUCCGCGCACCUCAAGCUGCACCCGCUGCUGGUGCUGGCGGUGCUGGUGGUGGCGGAGCACAGCCUGGGGGUGUGGAGCCUGCUGCUGGCGGUGCCCCUCACAGUCUUCACCCUUGACUACGUGGUGUCCUACCCAGAGUACACGGCCACGCGGGUGGCGGCGGCGGAGCUGGAGAACGUGGUGGCCGCCACAACUUGGGACGUGCACCGCAACAUCCGAGCCAACGACCGCCCCGUCACGCCCGAGCAGCAGGCGGCGCUCGAGGAGUGGCUGGCGGACUGGGGGCAGCGGCGCAGCGGCGGCGGCGGCGGCGGCGCGCGCCGCCGCCAGCUGCGUGCCGCCUACAUCGAGCGCAUCAAGCUGCUGCACCCGGACGUCAGCGCAGCCGGCGGGCAGGACACCACCGCAGAGGCGGCCGCGCUCAACGCCGCGUACGAGCGGCUGAUGGCGGCCUACGGCACCAACUCUCGGGAUGAGGGGGGGAGGGGGGAUGAGGAGGAGGGUGGCGACCCUCUGGAUGUGUUUGACCUGCCAGAGGCGGAGCCAGACCGGCUGUUCGUCAACCCCUUUGCCUGCUACAACAUCAGCCCGCUGCAGUGGGAGGAGCUGCAGCAGGUGGCGAGGGAGGCGGAGGCGGCGGGGCAGGACCCGUGGUACGCGCUGCAGCAGCAGGGGGUGCAGUGCAGCGAGGCCGCCUUCGUCUACCUGUCGCCGCAGCAGCUGGCGCUGGUGUCGGCUGAGCUGGAGCGCGCCUCUGCUGCCCUGGAUGCCACCAGCCAGCAGGCCGCCGCUUUCUUCCUGGCCGACUGCCUGAUGCGUGCCCGGGUGGCCAACAACCGCAUGCCCACCCGCGCCAGCAGGUGGUGA